UCAAACUUAUUUCAACGUUUUUAAAAUCUUAACAAUGGAAAGUAAAAAGUUAUUCAACAUUUUCAAUAACAAAAAUAAAUCCACAACUACUUCUACAAGUUCUACAGUUUCUACAAAAAUAGAUGUUGAUCAAAAUAUAUCGGUUUCUAUCACUACUGCUACCAAUACCAAUAUUGUCAACAUCGAUGAUGAAUCUAUUACCAAUAAUACCUCAAGUGGACAUUUAGAUCUUGGCGAUUUAAAUUCUGGGCCUAUGAGGCCAAUUUUAAAAGUAUUUCCAAAAACUAAAUUUGGACAACAAAACAGAUCAUUUUCUUGUACACACUAUAAAAAAUUUCCAUGGAUUGAGUAUAGCAUUAAAAAUGAUGCUAUUUUUUGUUAUGCUUGUCGUUUAUUUUCAAAAGACUCUGGCCAUGUUGAACAAACAUUUAUUAGUAUUGGAUUUAAUAAUUGGAAAAAAAGAUUCAAAGGUUAA
Messenger RNA from Melanaphis sacchari, 475 nucleotides. RefSeq lists its product as uncharacterized. The record is from RefSeq and is a predicted model, not a curated record. The transcript has 3 exons. Bases 35 to 475 code for a protein of 146 amino acids. NCBI's taxonomy places the organism in Eukaryota, Metazoa, Arthropoda, Insecta, Hemiptera, Aphididae.